GAAAUACCAUUUAUUGUAAAUAUGGAUGAUGACUCUUCACCAUAUCACACAACAGGUCCAUUCUCAGAUACUAGUUUUGAAGAUAUAUCCUCAGAGCACAGCUCAGAUUCAUCCUUGGAUUGGGAUUAUAAUGGAAGUCUUUUAAAACCUGAGUCGGCAGAAGGUUCCACGCAUUCUCCAGAGGCAACAACGUCUUAUGCCGAAAUCAGUGGAUUUUAUGGACAAGAAGAAAUUAAACAGAAAUUAGAAAGUAUAAAUUAUUCACCUCAAAAACGUCUACCACUAUCUGAUUAUUAUAUGUCUUUGGAUUCAUCGAGUGACGAACCUGAGCACAAACCCCAACCGUUUCUGCAUUAUUAUAAUGAUGACAGUAGCUCUGAUGAUGAAAAAUCGGAAGAAGAGGUGAUGAAGUCGGUGAAACCGUCUUUCAAUCGAAAUGAGAAUUUUAAUACUAAAAGUUUCAAUAAGGGUCAUGUUCAACAGAGUAGUCUAAGUUCAGUGGCUCGAAAGAAGACCAUGUUGGCAAAGUUGUCUAGGCGCACGCCUGUUCAACCUGCUGAGAAUACAAAUGUAUGGCAGGUUGGGGAAUUAGUUUGGGCGCGUUCACUUCCACCCGACAAUUUCCCUUGGUGGCCAGCCAUAGUGGUUGCAAAGCCAAAAAAAUAUUCGGUGUCAGAAACAAUACCCGCCACAUAUCGAGUUUGUCUUCUGGGUCUCAUUCGACCGCUAACUUUUCUCACUCUCCCAAAGACUCGUCUGCGACUUUAUGCCGGUAGAGAAGAAUAUGAGUCUUUUUAUCGGAAGACUGUUAUGGAAGCAAAAAACAAACUGCGGGCUCUACGUCAAUUCGCUAUUCCGCCAAGCCUACAGGAAGCAUGGUUUCGUGCUAGAGAGGCUGCAGCUGAGGCGAAGUUGGCUAAACCACGGCCUGCUGGUCGAUUAGCAUUGUUCCCAUGGAUAACUGAUCCAGCGUUUCUUAAACUUGAUCCACUGGCUGAUUAUGUUAGAAAGAAUACUGGAAAAUACACAUUGUUUGGUAAAUCACGUAAGCGUACCUAUUCGGAAGAUAGUAGUUCUUCAUCAGAAGAUUCAGAAAAAUCGCCUGCUUCUGACAGUGAUGCUGAUUCUAAAGGGAAACACGGUCCAGGUCCUCAUGCCUCUUCGUCGACUACUUCAGGCAGUUCAUUUGGACCUCGAAAACCAUUAAAACCCUCAAAUGAUGAUUCCAAGAAUGAUAGAAAAACUGGCCUCCGUUGGAUAGAUUUGGCGAAUUCUUUUGAAUUUGAAAAACUACGCUUUGGUUAUACAACACCGAAGCAUUACUUUUUAUGUUGUGUUUGUGGUGAAUACCAUCCAGCAUGGAGUGCUGGUAAUAAUAACGCUACUACUACCACGAAUAGUAGUAGUCAGUCAAAUCCACGGAAUACUGUUGGCCUGCAACCACUCACACCAGAUAUGAACACUGGUUUCGAUUCACAGAAAACCUGUAGUCAAUCAACACAAUCUGACAGGGUGGAGAAUACAGUAGUUAUGCCAUGUGCUGGUGGCUGUGGGAAUUAUCUACACUUAUAUUGUGCUCCGCAUAUAUUUUAUAGGAUUAUAAAGCAUAAAAUUUGUGAAAAUAAUGGUACAGAUGAUGGGGGUGGUUGUGGUGGUGGGAAAGACAUACCAAUGACAAAUGCAGGGUAUACUGAAUCCUCAGUACAACCUAAUCCAGUGUGUAGUUUGUGCUUAGCUGGACUAAGACAAUGCUUCAUUUGUUAUCUAACUCAUCCUGACCCCAGUUUGACUCACCUUCAAACCUCUAAUGGCAAUUCCGAACCACCUGUAGUCGUUGAUAAAGGCAUCUCUGAAAUAACAAUUAAAAUGGAAGAGGAUACUACAACUGCUGCUGCUACUCCUACUGAAACUGCUUAUCAUCAUCACCAUCAGAAAGACAUCCAGCCAGUAUUAGAAUCGAAUAAAUCUGAUCAUCAAUUGAUACGCUGUUCAGUUCGUUCGUGUCGACGAUGGUUUCAUCCUAGCUGCCUGCGUAAGCCUCCUUUUGCAAUUGUUGUUCGUGAACGACGUACCGGUGCAUUCUCGUGUCCUGCGCAUACAUGUUUAGCGUGUACAGCUGAAACACCUGGGACAAUGCCUCGUCCAUCUGCACAUUUUAUUCGUUGUGUUAUGUGCCCCGCCGCUUAUCAUCCAGGCGAAUGGUGUCUACCGGCUGGUAGUAAAGAAGUGGCACCUAACUUAAUUAUCUGUCCACGUCAUUCUUUAGAAGAUGAAUGUAAACUCUACUGUGCACCGCCUAAUAUCCAACUGGAAUUACCGCCAGCUGCACUGUUGAAAAUGUUUAAGCCAACUAAUGUCUCUUGGUGCUUUAUCUGUUCUAAGGGUGGACGUAUUAUAUGCUGUGAAAGUUGUCCAGCAUCUUUUCAUGAAGAAUGUCUUAAAAUUGAUGAGGUACCAGAUAAAUUUAUCUGUGAAGAUUGUACAAAUGGUCGAAUGUUACGUUAUGGUGAGAUUGUAUGGGCACGUUUACCACCAAGUCUCCAAUCAUAUCACCAACGUUGUUUAAAAUUAUCGGUUGCAUAUAAUUCCCAUCGGUUACCGGGUGUAUUUCGUCCUAAUGAAUAUGCCUCGCUAACAUCUGGUAUGUAUUGGUGGCCAGGGGAAUUAGUUCAUCCGCAACAUUUACCAACAAGUCAACAUUCUGUAAAAGAUGAUAGCCAUAAUAACAACAGUCAAACAUUUGCAAUUAACUUUCAACCAACAAGUAGUCCAAAAUUGCCUACAUCUAAUAAUAUCCUCGGUUCAGUAUUUGUUCGUUUAUAUGGUCUGACGAAUAGUCUUUCAACGAAACAUCCACGUCCUGUUUAUCUUUUGACAACACGUGCUAGAUUAUUUCCAUAUGAAGAAGGGGAUGAUAAACGAAGAGGAAGUAGUUCUAGCUCAAGUGAUGAUGACGAUGACGAAUCUACUGAAUCUGGACGUGGUGAAGAAAGUGACAUUGUCAAGAAAAAGGUCUCUUCAUCAUCAAAACAACGGGCUAAUCGUAAUCGUCGUAAAAAGCAGGAUGAUGGUGAAGAUGAAGAUCCAUUGUUAGAAUUGAAUCCCAGUAAUUUUCUUGUUGAAGAUAGUACUAAUCAUACUGGCAAUACUACUACUACUACUACUAGUAAUAAUAAUAAUAAUAACAUUAAUAAAACACCCGAAUCAGGUAAUACUUCAUUAGAAUCAUCCAAUACUACUACAUCAGCUAACAAGUUAACAACUUAUAAUCAUAAUAAUCGUUCACCACGAUAUCCAUAUUUAAGACCACGUAGAAAUCGAUAUUUAAAUGAUGAGAAUUCAAGUAAUUGUAAUACAGGACUUCUGUCUAAUCGACGUACCCCGCCAUAUGUGAUUCGACGUAGGAAAUUUAUUUAUAAUGCUGCAAUCAAACAAGCUGCUCGGGGUUGGCUUAAAAGACGUGAAAAAUUCUCCAAGCUAUUAGGCAGAAAACGGCGUCCUGAUUAUUAUAAACCAAUUAAAGUGAAUUGGCCAAUUGGCUCUGUUCGUGUCUAUCGUCUUACUGAUUCAAGUGAAGCUCCACGUUGUGAUUGUAUUAAGGAUUCAGAAGAUCCAUGUGGACCAUCUAGUAAUUGUAUAAAUCGUGAAUUACACUAUGAAUGUCUGCCUAGUGCAUGUCCAAAUGGAGAAGCAUGUCGUAAUCAACGGUUCACAAAACGUCUUUAUCCACCUCAACAACCAUUUUGGACAGGUGAUGAACGCGGCUGGGGAUUAAAAACCAUGGUUGCAAUUCGUGCAGGAGAAUUUGUUAAUGAAUACAUUGGUGAUUUAAUUGAUGAAGAUGAAGCGAAUCGACGUUUAAGAUUUGCUCAUGAAAAUAAUAUAACUAAUUAUUAUAUGAUGAAGUUGGACAGUCAACGUAUUAUUGAUGCUGGACCUAAGGGUAAUUUAUCCCGUUUCAUGAAUCACUCGUGUGAUCCUAAUUUGAGUACACAAAAAUGGACUGUAAAUGGUGAUAAUAGAAUUGGAUUAUUUGCUAUCAGAAAUAUCGCUGCUGGUGAAGAGUUAACCUUCAACUAUAAUUUUGUUGCAUUGGGUCAAGAACGUCUAAAUUGUAGAUGUGGAGCUUCAAAUUGUGUUGGAUUUUUAGGUGCACGUUCAGAGUCCUCAAAUAAUAAUAAUAAUGGUAAUAUUGCACAAGUCGGUCCUACUACUACUAAUAAUAAUAGUAGUAAUGGUACAUCUGCCAACUCUUGUUCUGAGUCGAACAGUUCAUCAACUGUUCCAGUGAAUGCAGAUACAAUUCGUGGAUCUAGACGAAAUACUUCACAAGGCGGUAGCAGUGGUAACUCACGUGCAGGUGGUACUGAAAAAGUGCAUACAAAUCAUGAUGGACGUGAUUCAAUUUCCAGUAAAACUUCCAUUUCAACCGUGUCAAAUCAUUCAAUGGCAAGUGGAAGAAAUAGUUCAGGAAGUGUAAUGAAUACUUCAGCGUGUAAAGACAAGUGUGUUGAAACGAAAUGUUUCCGAUGUGGUAAAGUAGAAGCUCCUGUUGGCAAUCGUUCCUUACAAUCUUGUGAAUUAUCAAAUUCAAUAUAUCCUUCAAUUACUACUACUAUGCCUACAAAUACUAUUUCCUCAUCAAAUAAACGUGGACUCAAGCGUGAAUUAAAAAGAAUUGUUGCAGCUGUGAUUCAUCACCAGUCACCAAUUAAACACAAGCAAUCUCGACUUAGUGCUGGUUCCUCUUUGAAAUCUUCUAAUAUGAUGAAAACAAUCAAAGCAGAAGAUCAUGAUGAUGAGAAUGAUGCCGACAACGACGAUGAUGGUCGUGAUGGUGAUGAUAAACAGAAAUUGAAAAAAUCAUCACCAUCAUCAUCCGAUUUAAUUAUGUGCAGCAAAUCUGAUUGUCCAAAAGUGUAUCAUUUAUUCUGUUUAGAUUUAGAUGCACCGCCUGUUAGUGGUCGAUGGUUUUGUCCCUGGCAUCAUUGUGAUGCAUGUGGUCGUCCUUCGCAUGUCUUCUGUUCCAUAUGUCCAUCUUCAUUUUGUUUAGCGCAUGUUGAAGGCAGUAUUAUUGUACUACCACCAAUCAUACCGAAACGUAAAUCUAGAACAAGUAACAAUCGAUCUAAUAAUAAUAGCAACUCUUCUGCUGAAAAUGUCCUUCUUGCACGAAUUGUAUGCAUGUCUCAUUAUAAAUUAGUGGAGAAAAUGUCCAAGACAACAACAGCUAAUCAUCAUGGAAUAAGUUCAGUUAAUACUCCUGCUCUGCCUCCGCUGCCUCCUCCUUCUCCUUCCCCACCUCCUCCCCCUCCUCUACAUUCCCACCCGUCAACAUCAUGUUGAUAAAUGUCCGUUAACUCGUACUCUUUGUCUUCUGUCCUUUAGAAAGUCUUGAAUCUAGUCGGCAACCACUUUAUUGAUUCCCAGACUACCUAACUUUACUAGAAGACCUGAAUGAGAAACCCUGUCAAACGCCUUGCUAAGGUCGAUGAAUAUGGCAUCCACCGGUAUAUUAGCAUCAGCUGAGCUUGCCCAACUUUCUCUGGCCAAAAGAAGGUCGGUCAAGCAAGAAUGACCUGCUCUAAAACCAUGCUGUUCCACAGCGAAAAGUUUGUUCCCUUCAAUGAACUGAAUGAUAGCAUCACGAAUUAUUCUAUCUAGUAGUUUAACAACAAUAUUGGUCAAACUAACAGGACGAUAGUUCUGAACUUAGUUUCUAGAUCCGGUUUUGAAGACCGGACUAAUGAUGGCAUCUUUCCAGUCUCUUGGACAUUUAGACUGGUCCAGAGACAUAUUGAGGAUUACCGACAAUGGCUCGGCUCGGCUAUGUUUUCAGCCAAUGCUGUUAAUAUACGUGGGUGGAGUUCAUCAGGGCCACUGGACUUACCAGGAUUGAGCCUUAGAAGCCACUUAAGGACAGUAUCCUUUCCAAUGUAUAAGGGUGCCAUUUUCAAGUUACCUUCUGGAAAAGUUGCAAAGCUGGUAUCAAUAUUAUCAGAGAAUACCUGACUAAAGUGCUUGGACAAAGCCUCAGCCUUAGUCAAGUUAUCCUCAGCCAUGUUUGUCUGGUCAUCUUCAAGCAUAAGAGGUGGGAUAGCAUCACUCUUACGUGUUCUUCUCUUGAUAUAUGAGAAGAGUCUUUUUGGGCAGCCUGGUGAACUUUUAACUAACUGGGUUUCGUAAGCUAUCCUUGACUGGUGGAUCAAAGUUUUACACUGGUUUCUGGUUUCACAGUAUUUCAGCCGGAACUGCUGUAGCCCAGUAGAAACAAAGAGAUUCCAGAACCUUUUUCUCCGUCUUAGGAGUGUUAUAGCUUGUCUAUUUAUCCAUGGUGGCCAAUUUGUUGGCCUUUUAGGAACCCUCCAGGGAAUGAAAUCAGUGGUAACCCUCUCAAGUGUAUUCUUAAAUAUAUCCCAUUCAUCUUCAAUGGAUGAGACCACAUCGACUGACCAGUCGGCAGUUGAAGCACGCUCCUUUAUAGCGACUAUGUCAGCAUGCCAAACACUAGGUCGGGAUUUGGGUUGAAAACUGACUAGAGAGCCAGCCCUUAAGUUAAAAUCUAACACCCCAUGAUCACUGUUUGCUAGAGGUGGAUGAAUAACUAGACCAUCCACGUCGUCGUUGUCAUGAGUAAGCACUAAGUCCAGCAAGGAAGAUCCUUGGGUAGAACCGAAUCUUGUACUACCUAAGACAUGUUGUGUCAGGGCAUUUUCCAUGGUAGUCAAGAGUAACCGGCUGUCAAACUUAUUAGUGGAUCCUGAAGAUGUGACAUCUAACCAGUCUAUAUGAGGUGUAUUAAAAUCACCUAGAAUAAGACAGCUACUGUGUUUACUCCAUUGUUUGAGGUGAUCUAAAAUAAAGUCAACACACUGACAAUAGGGACUUCUAUACAGAACUCCAAUGAGUAGAGUGCCAGUUGCAAAGCUUACUUCACAGCUAAUUACCUCACUUGUACCACUGUCAUGCGCUUCAGAUUUCACGGAACGAACAUGUAGGGAGUUGUUGAUGUACAGAGCGACCCCGCCACCUCUACGACCCUUAACACUAGCUAUGGCGAGGCGGAUACGAACCACCGAC
Trichobilharzia szidati is the source of this 7080-nucleotide messenger RNA. The record is from the annotation of a GenBank genome assembly. Lineage: Eukaryota; Metazoa; Platyhelminthes; Trematoda; Strigeidida; Schistosomatidae.